This is a messenger RNA of Aricia agestis (brown argus), 1143 nucleotides long. RefSeq lists its product as uncharacterized. The record is from RefSeq and is a predicted model, not a curated record. Lineage: Eukaryota; Metazoa; Arthropoda; Insecta; Lepidoptera; Lycaenidae. Gene Ontology annotation, biological process: detection of chemical stimulus involved in sensory perception of smell; sensory perception of smell. The coding region runs from base 1 to 1143 and encodes 380 amino acids. Gene Ontology annotation, cellular component: plasma membrane. The transcript has 6 exons. Gene Ontology annotation, molecular function: odorant binding; olfactory receptor activity.
AUGAAAGAUGUCGACAUACUUUUUAGGCUUUGCAAAGCAAUAUUUUGGAUACGCGGAGGCAACUACUGGUAUGACGAAGAAGCGAUAGGGGAUGCCGACGUGUUCUACCGAAUAAUUUCCUUUGCUAUAUAUUUCUGUUACUUUGGUAUGACAUUUCUGGAGCUGCUAGCAGCGGGUAUAGGCAACGUGUCUAUAGAUGAACGAUGCCACGCGCUAUCGCACGGAGUGAGCCAUGCCGGAUAUGUUUUAAAAUUUAUAAGCAUCACGAUAAACCGCAGAGCGAUUCAAAAACUCCUGCGCGAUUUGAUUCUCGUGUGCGAUUCUCUGGAGGACGAUGAGACAGGAAUGAGGAAAUAUAAGCAAAUCAAGUUCGCGAUGGGUUUAUAUUGUGGUAAUUUCUUCAUAAUAAUAAGCUACUACGGCACACCAGGCGACGAAUCUCCACGAGCCGCAAUAUUUCGUACUGGCACUUCCAUCACGAUUGUAGCACUGUUAGUCACAAUAGUAAUAACAAUAGAUGGACUGAUCAUUACUGUCAUGAUAAUUUUUAAAUACAAGUUCAUAAUUCUAAAGAAAUACUUUGCCAAACUUAACGAAGAUAUGGCGCGUCGAGUCUCGCAAAAGAAUUGUGAUAUAGAGUCAGCUGCUAACCAACUUUGCGAUGGUGUCAAACAGGGCAUAGUGAUGCAUAUUAGUCUUCUCAGAAUAGCACAAGACUUGGAUAACAUUUUUGGGUCAAUAAUGACGAUUCAACUUUUCAAUAGCUCCUUUCCGGCGGUGUUUCUAUUACUUCAGAUGGCGGUUUCAGAUAAUGUAGACUUCUUAACUUCUCUUAAAAUUCUUGCAUUUAUCGCCACAGUAUUUUUGCUGUUGGGAAUAUACAUCUGUACCUUCGGUGAUAUAACGUAUGAAGCCUUAUCUCUAUCAGAGGCGAUAUUCAACUGCGGCUGGCACCUCUGUCCCGCAACCACGUCCGCCCACCGCAAGAUCAGAGCGAUGGUCAUCAUGGGAUGUGCCCAGGGCCAGAUCCCGAUCACCAUGAAAGCCUUCAAUAUGGUGGAACUCACCCAUGCCACUUACGUUGAAGUAAUUAAAUCUACGUAUUCUGUUUACGCGUUACUUCAAGCACGUAACCAAAGAUAA